This is a messenger RNA of Aureobasidium subglaciale EXF-2481, 1764 nucleotides long. RefSeq lists its product as uncharacterized. The transcript has 3 exons. The coding region runs from base 1 to 1764 and encodes 587 amino acids. Gene Ontology annotation, molecular function: RNA helicase activity; ATP binding; RNA binding. NCBI's taxonomy places the organism in Eukaryota, Fungi, Ascomycota, Dothideomycetes, Dothideales, Saccotheciaceae. Gene Ontology annotation, cellular component: nucleus. The record is from RefSeq and is a predicted model, not a curated record.
AUGUCCGACGGUGCCCCCCAGCAUACUCCCGUCGAGGACUUCGGCCAAAUCCCUGCCGCUUCCGCCAACACAGGCAACCCUGAGGAUCUCGCCGCAGCCCGUGAGCACGGCUGGACUGAGGACUCUGCACUUGACUACAACGCGUUCAACGCUCCGACUUCGGACAGCAACCCCACCUGGGCCAGCUCAGCCAAGGUCUACGAGUGGGACGGCGAGGAAGGUGAUGUCGGUCCUGCCGAUCCUGAGCUCGAGGCUCAACUUUUCGAGGGCGAGCAUAACAGAGCCGGCACUGCUCUCGACCACAUCAUGAACUUCUCCGCCACGGUCGAAGGUCCCCAGACAUACGAUCCCAUCAGCAGCUUCGAGAACGCCGGCCUUCAUCCUCAAGUUCUAGCUAAUGUCAAGUUGUGCCAGUACGAGACAAUGACUGUCAUUCAGGGUUAUUGUAUCCCGAUCAUUCUUGCAGGCCACGAUCUCGUGGCUGUUGCUCAGACUGGUUCCGGCAAGACUGCUGCCUACCUGAUCCCUAUCAUCUCCAAGUUGAUGGGCAAGGUUCGCAAGCUCCAGGGACCUCGCUCUAAGGGUGGUGUCCGCGUUCGUGCCGAGCCGCUUGUGGUUAUUGUCGUCCCCACCCGCGAGCUCGCCCAGCAGAUCUUCGAUGAGGCCCGCCGUCUUUGUUACCGUUCCAUGUUGCGCCCAGUCUGCGCAUAUGGUGGUAUCCCCAUGGGUAUCAACCUCCAGGAGCUUGGAAAGGGUUGCGAUCUCCUCAUCGGCACACCCGGUCGUCUUCAGGACUUGAUGGACAAGCCCGAUGUCUUGUCCAUGAAGCGUGUCAAGUUCACCGUCAUCGACGAGGCCGAUGAGAUGCUGCACACCGACUGGGAGCAAGAGAUGAGCAAGAUCAUGGGUGGUGGUGAUAUGAAUGAGGUUCCUGACCAUGCCUACCUGAUGUUCUCCGCUACCUUCCCUAAGGAGUCUCGUGCUGCUGCUCGCAUGUACAUGGCUGAGGACUUCAUCCGUGUCCGCAUCGGCCGUGCUGGUUCUACUCACAAGAAUGUCGCUCAAGACAUCAUCUUCGUCGAGCGCAACUCCAAGAAGCAGGCCCUCUACGACAUUCUCAUGGCCAGGCCUCCCUGCCGCACCCUGGUCUUCUGUAACAGCAGGCCCGCAGUUGAGGAGCUCGAUGACUAUCUUUGGAACCGCAGUAUCCCCACCAUCUUCAUGCACGGUGGCCGUUCUCAGCUCGAGCGCGAAGAUGCCAUGAGGAGAUUCAAGGGCGAGAAGUUCCACGUCCUCAUCGCCACUAACGUCUUCGGUCGUGGCAUCGACAUUCCCCAAGUCAACCACGUCGUCAACUACGACUUGCCCGGUACUGAGUAUGGCGGCAUUUCCGAGUACAUCCACCGCAUUGGGCGCACUGGACGUAUCGGACACAAGGGUCAAGCCACUUCCUUCUACAACGAGAGGAACGAGGACAUUGCUCCUGCUCUUGUUAACAUUCUUCUCGAGACUGAGCAGGAGGUUCCCGACUUCCUUCUGGAGUUCAAGCCCGAGGAUGGCAAGGCUGAGUUUGUGGACGAUGUCACAGACGAUGAGGAUGAGAUCUCGGAGCCUACCUAUGUCACCGCGGCUGGUAACGGCGACGCCUCUGGCGAGCCUGCCUCUCCUGCUGCUGCCGAGGGUGGCUGGGGAACUGGAGAUGCCGCCGAGGCUGAAGCUCCCACCAUUGACGCUUGGGCUUCUGCUCCUUCUGCUGCUUGGUAA